AUGCCCCAAUCGGUCGAUUUAAACGUCAAAACAUCAUCGCCGCCGGCGCGACAGAAUCCAGGCGCAGCUUGCGAAGAAUGUCGUCGUCGUAAAGUACGUUGUGAUAGGCAACAACCCGCGUGUGGCCUCUGCUCAUCCUCUGGCGUACAAUGCCAAGUCACAACACCUCGUCCUCCUCGUGGACCGAAGCGAGGAUAUCUAAAAGCGUUACAAGCUCGAAUCGCUACCCUUGAAGGAACCCUACUCCAGCAACAGCAACAACAACAGCAGCAGCAGCAACGCCAGAACAGUAAUAAUCAUACGAUAACUAUAUCUCCCGAAGAAAACUCAAUUGAGAGCAUUACAUUUACCGAGCAAGCACCGUUAACAUGGGACUUUCCGAUCACGACAGACGGAGACACAACACUUCGCGAUCUAUGCCAGGGAACUGCACCAGGGACGGCAUCGGGUGGAUCGUCGUUAGAUGGCGGUUCAGUACACGCCUCAACAUCACCUAUACAAGGAUUUGAGACCCCAAGCGAUGGAGUGGGCCUUCAAGAAGCAUUGCUAGGACGGAAGAUGUCGGAGCCGUUGGACGGGCUGGACGGGAUCAACAUAUCAAAUUUAAUGCAGGCAGACCUAGAUCAACUCUACUUCGAUAGGGUGCACACCUUUGCGCCCGUCAUACAUCAACGACGGUACUUCGCCUGGGCGCGCAGUAUGGCUAAGACGGAAGCUCAAUCUUGUCUACGCUACGCUAUGUGGACUCUAGCGGCAUCGGUCUCGGCACAUUAUCAAAACAUCGGCGACGCUUUAUACCGCUACACCCGUCGGGCUCUCGAAGGCCUCGAUUCAAAGUGCAUGAGGAUUGCGACGACCGAGAUGGAGCAAAUACAGGCCUGGCUCCUCCUAGCUAUCCAUGAGUUCAUGUGCGUCGAUUUUAAGAGAGGAUGGGUGAGCGCCGGCCGUGCAUUCCGACUAAUCCAACUGAAUUGGCUCGAAUAUUCGGAUGGUCCCGACGGAAACCUCACACGGACGGAUUGGGUAGACAUGGAGCAAAAAAGGAGGACAUUUUGGUUAGCUUACUGCUUGGAUCGGUUCGUCAGCGUUCGGAAUAAUUCGCCGACGACCUUUAGCGAACAGAACACGAUUCGGCUGCCGGCACCGGAAACGGAAUUCCAAAACGAGCAACCUACUUUAACCGGAUUUCUUUUGGAUGCUGUAUCGACGAGGGAUGCUAUUUCCCUGUCAACGUUCACGGAGUCCAUCGUCGUCGCGACCGUCAUUGGCCGUGCGCUAUCACAUCGGCAGCAAUCCAUGAUCGACAAUUUGUAUCUCAACGAAACGCGGGAUUUUUGGGAACGGCACGAAUGGAUUAACGCUCUUCUUAUACAGCGGAUGGAAGUGUUCUCUUUAAACUACCCUCUCUCGGCGCAGGAAGCCGAUCCCAUGCUCCUUUUCAUUAGCAUGAUGUGGCGGACAACCGUACUCUACAUGUAUCAGCUCUUAAAAACCAUCGUGCACCCCACCGACGAAAAGAGAUCGGUCUUAUCAGAUUACACGAGACAAUCCACAGUUGCUGCUAAGGAGAUCGUAAGCUUAACUAACAAGUUGUCGCAAUUAAAUUCAUUCAAGGUCCAUCCUCUCACCCCAAUCCCAUUAUCGUUAUGCACAGAAUUUUUUGUCUCUUACCAUGAGCUAGGUGACACCUACAGCAAGCAACUGCAGGACAUUACUGAAGCCAUGCAUGGUCUAAUGAGUUUCAGCAAUCUUGGACUGGGUCUCGGGGCUUAUUCGAGAUAG
Molecule: messenger RNA, 1782 nt
Organism: Hypoxylon trugodes
Lineage: Eukaryota; Fungi; Ascomycota; Sordariomycetes; Xylariales; Hypoxylaceae
Exons: 6
Coding region: 1-1782 (593 amino acids)
Biological process (GO): regulation of DNA-templated transcription; DNA-templated transcription
Cellular component (GO): nucleus
Molecular function (GO): zinc ion binding; DNA-binding transcription factor activity, RNA polymerase II-specific; DNA binding
Source: RefSeq, a predicted model, not a curated record